AUCAAAAAUAACUAUCGCAGUCAGUGCGGCGAUGUCGAGGGUGAACGACGGUUCGACGGGGUGCCGAUACUGGCGCACGGUGAUGCCGAGGCCAAGUGUAUUCUUCCUCUUCCUUAUCCUCGGUGUCCUGGUGAUUUUAAGUAGCACAAAUUGCGGCGUAGAAGGCGCUAAAAAUGUGCGUCAAGAUGAUAAUAGUGCUAAUCGUGGUGGAAAGACUAUUUCAUCAUCAUCAUCAUCAUCAUCAUCAACUGGACAUCAUCAUCAGAAAGGAGCCGAGUCAGUGAUUGAGGAGGUUACUGCAAAACAACUAGAACGUAUUCUUAAUGAAAAGGACUUUGUCGCUGUGUUUUGGUAUGCAAGAAGUUGCAUUACAUGCGAUAAAGUUUUAUCAGAACUCGAAAAAAUAGACGAUGAUACCGAUACCUUUGGUGUCGACUUUGUAAAAAUCAACGACAAACGUUUAGCAAAACAAUAUGGCAUCAAAAACUUCCCGGCACUUACAUAUUUUCGAGAAAGAGAACCGAUUAUUUACGAAGGUGACUUGAUGGAUGAAGAAAGUGUUUUAGACUUUCUCACAAGUCUCGAAGCAAUGGAUUUACCAGAUCGAAUUGAAGAAGUUAAUGCUAAAAUUCUGAAUAAAAUUGUCGAAGAUACAGAAUUUGUUGCAGUUCUGUUUUGUCCAGAUUCGGAGCGGUGUGCUGGUUCUGGUUCUAACAAACCCGAUUGCAAAAAAUGUGCGAAGGCACUAAUGGAAUUGGAAAAUAUUGAUGAUGAGGCUGAUCAACUUGGAAUUGGUUUCGUUAAGAUUGCAGACGAAGAGCUUGCUGAAGAAUAUAAUUUGGGUCCAUUACCUGUAUUAGUAUAUUACCGUCAUCAAAUACCAAUUAUUUAUGAGAAUGAACUUAGUAGAGAAGAAGAUGUUUUGGAGUGGUUGGUAGCAAAUAAAAGUACAGGGGACGAAGAAGAUGUAAUUGAAGAUGUCACAGCUAAAACUUUAAAUACUUUAAUUGGAAACAUGGACAAUCUCGUUGUGCUAUUUUAUGAUCAUGGAGAUGAUGAUUCCAUGCAAGUACUUGCAGAACUUGAAAAAAUUGAUGAUGAUUUGGAUAAACAUGGAAUUCAAUUUGUAAAAAUUGAUGAUGAUAAAGCAGCUAAAGACUUCGGUAUCGAUUCUGUACCAGCUAUAGUUUACUUUGAAAAGCAAAUUCCGAAUGUUUAUGACGGUGAUAUUGAUAAUGAGGACGAAAUACUUGAAUGGCUUUUGUCGCAGUUAGAAAAAGAUGAAAUCGAAGAUGUAACUGAUGAAAUGCUAGAUCGUUUAGUCAAAGAUGGCAAAACUAUAGCAGUAUUAUUUUAUGACAAUAACGACCGUAAAUCUCAACGAGUUUUAAAUGAAUUGGAGAAUAUUGAUGAUGAAUGUGAUCAACUUGGAGUGGUGUUUGUUAAAAUUGAUAACGUCGAGGAAGCCAAAGAGUAUGGAAUUGAAAAAAUUCCAACGCUUGUUUAUUUUGAAAAAGGAAUACCAACUAUAUAUGAAGGUAAUUUAGAAGAUGAGCAAAAAGUUCUCAAGUGGCUUGAACAACAACAAGCCUCCGAUCAAAUUGAAGAUAUCACUGAUGAAAUGUUGGAUAUGGUUAUUGACAAAAUGCCUCAUGUAGCAGUCUUAUUUUAUGAUAAAGAUCAAAAGAAAAGCCAAAAAGUAGUGGCAGAAUUAGAGAAUAUUGACGACGAUUGUGAUCAACAUGAUAUUGCAUUUGUCAAAAUUGAUGAUGCAGAGGAAGCCAAAGAAUACGGCAUUGAUUCACUUCCAACGUUAGUUUUAUUCGAAAAAGGAAUUCCACAUGUUUAUGAUGGUGACUUAAUGAAUGAAGAUCAACUACUUGGUUGGUUACUUCAUCAAAAAAAACAUCGUGAAAUUCCGGAGGUUACAGAUGAGAUGAUGGAUAAAUUAAUUGAACAUCAACCAUAUCUUGCUGUAUUAUUUUAUGAUAAAGACGAUAAACAAAAUAUUCGAAUUCUAAAUGAAUUAGAAAAUAUUGAUGAUGAUUUAGAAAAAGAAGGAAUCGUCAUAGUUCGUAUGGAUAAUCAAGCAGAAGCUAAAGAUUUUGGUAUUGAUCAUCUUCCUGCUCUUGUAUACUUUGAAGCAAAAAUACCGGCUAUCUACGAGGGUGAUUUACUCAAUGAAGAUGAAGUACUUGAAUGGCUAAUUCAGCAAAAAAAAACUGCCACUAUAGAAGAAGUCACUGAUGAAAUUUUGUCUACACUCAUAGAAGAACAUGAAUAUGUUGUUGUUUAUUUUAGUGGUCGUUGUGAUGAUGGUGAUGAAUGUGACACUGUUUUGAAAGAACUGGAAAAUAUUGACGAUGAGCUCGAUGAAACAGGAAUUAUUUUUGUCACUACUGAAGACGUAGGAUUAGCCAAGAAAUAUGGAAUCAAAAAUCUACCGAGUUUAGUGUUCUUUCGAAAUAGAGACCCUCUUGUAUACAGUGGAGACGUUGAAGACGAAGACGAAGUCCUCUCAUGGUUAACUGAUGAAAAUACUCUUGAAAUACCAGGAAAAAUAGAAGAAGUAAACUCUAAAAUGUUGGAAAAUAUUCUUGAUGAAAAUGAUUAUGUUGUUGUCUUCUUUUAUAAAGAAGGUGAUAAACGAAGUCAGAAAAUUCUUCAAGAGCUUGAAAAUAUUGAUGAUGAAUGUGAAGAAAAAGAUAUUGACUUUGUCAAAAUUUCUGAUGAGGGUAUUGAAAAAGAAUAUGAUCUUCCUGGACUUCCAGCUCUGGCUUUUUAUCGCCAUAAAUUUCGACAAAUUUAUACCGGUGAUAUGAUGCAUGAAGAUGAAAUUCUUGAUUGGGUUUUAGAGCUUCGUCGUUCAACUCCAGAUGUUAUCGAAAGUGUUGAUCGAAAAACACUUCAAGUUUUAAUAAACGAUGUUGAACAUCUCGCUGUUUUAUUCUAUGAUGAUGAUGAAGAAAAAUGUGAUACAUGUCGUCAAAUACUUGAAGAACUUGAAACAAUUGAUGAUGACACCGAUAAACAUGGAAUUCAAUUUGUUAAGUCCAAAGACGCCAAGCUUGCCGCAGAAAUUGGAAUAUUUUCAUUUCCUGCACUUGUGUACUAUGAAACUGGAGUGCCUAUUAUGUAUGACGGCAAUAUUUUAGAUGAAGCUGAAGUUCUUAGUUGGAUGGUGAAACAGAGAAACGAUGCGAGUAUAGAAAAAAUUGAUCGAGAUCAAUUAAUAAAAUAUAUUGAAACUAAAGAAUUUUUGGCAGUUAUUUUUUACAAAGAAGAAGAUCCAGAAAGUCCACGAGUUUUACGUCAUAUUGAGUUGAUUGAUGAUGAAGCUGCUGAAUAUGGAAUAAAAAUAGUUCAAAUGAGUGAUCGUUUAAUGGCAAAAAAGUAUGGUUUCAGGAAUCCACCAGGUAUUACAUAUUUUCGUAAAGGAAAAGCUAUUAAUUAUGAUGGUGAUAUCGAUGAUGAAGAAGAAAUACUAGAUUGGUUAACAAAUCCCGAGAAUAUGGAGCUGACAGAUCAUAUUGAAAGAAUUAAUAGAAAAAUGUUUGAUAAAGUUCGUCAAACAUCCGAUUAUUUGGCUGUAUUUUUUUAUAGCAAAGACUGCAAGCAAUGCAAUAAAGUUUUGAGUGAAAUUGAACACAUUGAUGAUGAAGCAGAUCAUGCUGGAAUUAAUUUUGUUAAAAUUGAUGAUAAACAGCUUGCUAAAGAAUAUGGAGUUUUUGCAUUACCAGGAAUACUCUUCUUUAGAAUGGGAUCCAAAGAACCUGUUAUUUAUGCUGGAGAUUUAUAUGAUGAAGAUCAAAUUCUUCAAUGGUUAAUGACGCAGAAAGAUCCUUCUGGAGAAAUGAUAGAAGCCCUUGAAGGGGAAGAUCUUCUACAUCUUAUUCGCGAAUCGUCGUCUUUGGCAGUAUAUUUUUGGAACAGAACGCUUUGCGACAUGUGCCAUUCGAAAGCGUUCCGCAAGCAGAUACGUCACAAACAUCAGGAGCACCGGACGAUUGAACAUCCCGAAGUAACUGAAGAAGCGGAUGAUAGUGAUGAAUGUGAUCAAUGUGCUGGCAUCCUUGAAGAAUUAGAAAAUAUUGAUGAUGAUUGUGAUCGACAUGGCAUAACAUUUGUAAAAACACAGGAUUUCAAAAUUGCUGAAGACUAUGGCGUGACAGACUUUCCAGUUUUAGUUUAUUUUGAAUCUCAAAUUCCCAAUGUCUUUGAAGGUGAGCUAUCGGAAGAAGAAGAAGUUCUUCAGUGGCUCAUUACACAAAGAACUGAAGAUAGAAUCGAGCUGAUUACUCGAGUAAUGCUUGAAGCUUCUGUUGAAGAUACUCAAUAUCUAGCUGUAUAUUUUUAUAAAACAAACUGCCAUAUAUGUGAUGAAAUCUUAGAAGGACUUGAACGAAUAGAUGAUGAAUGUGAUGUUUUUGGGAUUCAGUUGGUAAAAAUUCAUGAUCCCCAGUUAGCAAAGAGAUAUUCCAUUAAAACAUUUCCAGCACUAGUAUACUUUAGAAAUGGCAAUCCUUUGCUUUACGAAGGUGAUUUGCAGAGUGAGGAAUCAGUGUUAGAAUGGUUAAUUGACGAUGAUAACCGUGAAUUAGCAGAUGAAAUUGAAUCUGUUAAUGAAAGAAUGUUAGAACGACUACUCGAUGAAUCUCCAUUUCUGGCAGUUUUCUUUUAUGACGAAGAUUGCCCUGAAUGCGAUGAGAUAAUGGAGUCUCUGGAAAAAAUAGACGGAGAAGCUGAUCUUUUUGGAAUAGAUUUUGUGAAAAUUUCAAGUCCUGAAACUGCUGAAAAGUAUGGCAUUAUGAAUUUGCCGUCUUUAACAUAUUUUAGGAAGAAAACACCUCUGAUUUAUGAUGGUGAUCUCACACAAGAGGAUAAAAUACUCGCUUGGUUAACAUCGCAAGAUGUGUUUGAAAUUAAAAAUGAAAUUGAAGAGGUCAAUAAAAAAAUGCUUGAUAAACUACUUGAUGAAAAUGAGUUCUUAGCUGUAUUUUUCUAUGAGCAUCAUCAUAAAGAAAGCGAAGAGGUAGAUAAAAAGUUAGAGAUGAUUGAUGGUGAAACUGAUAAUUUGGAUAUCACAUUUGUGAAAAUGGCAGAUCCACGUUAUGCAAGAAAAUGGGGUGUUACUAAAUUGCCAGCUAUUGUCUACUUUAGGAAAAGAUUCCCUAGUAUUUAUAGAGGUGAUCUUCAUAAAGAGGAUGAAGUACUAGAAUGGUUAAGAAAAAAUCGAUUCCGCCAACCAGAACUUAAUAUUUACAUGUACAUGGUGAUUAUUAUCACAAUACUUUUUGCAAUGUAUACAGGUUUCCUUUUAUCAUGUUUUCGAUCUGAACCAAAUCCUGCACCAGUACCACAUCAAAAACAAGCGUGAAAAUAAUAAUUAUUAUAAAAUUAUUAAAUAUAAUUCUUCUACCAGUA
Chelonus insularis is the source of this 5424-nucleotide messenger RNA. RefSeq names its product hulk (gene hlk). The record is from RefSeq and is a predicted model, not a curated record. The transcript has 27 exons. Bases 32 to 5377 code for a protein of 1781 amino acids. NCBI's taxonomy places the organism in Eukaryota, Metazoa, Arthropoda, Insecta, Hymenoptera, Braconidae.